This is a messenger RNA of Stomoxys calcitrans (stable fly), 251 nucleotides long. It is a transcript of the gene ND-MNLL, whose product is annotated as NADH dehydrogenase [ubiquinone] 1 beta subcomplex subunit 1. The record is from RefSeq and is a predicted model, not a curated record. Lineage: Eukaryota; Metazoa; Arthropoda; Insecta; Diptera; Muscidae. Gene Ontology annotation, cellular component: mitochondrion. The coding region runs from base 1 to 165 and encodes 54 amino acids. The transcript has a single exon.
AUGGUUUUGGGUAUCGAUAAACGUUACGUCUGGGGAGUGCUUCCCUUCAUUGGUUUUGCCAUUGGUCAUUUCUUAGACAAAAAGGAAACUGAACGCAUGACCAUGUUCAGAGACAAAAGUGUCCUGUACGGUCGACCAGGUGGAAGGGCGCAGCCAACUUGGUAAACGAUUAUAAUCUUAUAAUUUCAUUAUUAUAAUAAUACAAUUUCAAAAUAAUGAAACCUUCGAAAUAAAAAUAAACUUCGCUUAAA